This is a messenger RNA of Pan troglodytes (chimpanzee), 3183 nucleotides long. It is a transcript of the gene SHISA2, whose product is annotated as shisa family member 2. NCBI's taxonomy places the organism in Eukaryota, Metazoa, Chordata, Mammalia, Primates, Hominidae. Gene Ontology annotation, biological process: negative regulation of Wnt signaling pathway; negative regulation of fibroblast growth factor receptor signaling pathway. The record is from RefSeq and is a predicted model, not a curated record. The transcript has 2 exons. Gene Ontology annotation, cellular component: endoplasmic reticulum. Bases 380 to 1267 code for a protein of 295 amino acids.
CAGCGGUCAUCCGGCUCGAGUGAGCAUCCCUUCGGGGAUGCUCAGGGAGGGUCCGGUUGCCAGUGAAACCUCCAGGGGCUUCCGGACGACAGCCCCGGGGGCCUUCUGACUGCAUCCCGAGAUUUCCAUCAGCGAGUGCAACUCAUAAGGCAGUCCCUAAGGGGACCGGGCCACCGGCUGAGGACGGGGAUGGCUUAGGAGCUCCUGGACCUAGGGCCCGGUGUGGUCGCCUCCUGGGCGUCGCGGCAGAGGGGAGUGGCCCGCGCGGAAAGCGCCGCGGGACAGUCAGUGACGAGGCCCGGGGGUCGCCGGGGCCACGACUUCUCGGAGACCGUCCUGCGCUCUCUGGAGACGCGCCGUCCGCGCCCAGGGUGGUGCCAUGUGGGGCGCUCGCCGCUCGUCCGUCUCCUCAUCCCGGAACGCCGCUUCGCUCCUGCAGCUGCUGCUGGCUGCGCUGCUGGCGGCGGGGGCGAGGGCCAGCGGCGAGUACUGCCACGGCUGGCUGGACGCGCAGGGCGUCUGGCGCAUCGGCUUCCAGUGUCCCGAGCGCUUCGACGGCGGCGACGCCACCAUCUGCUGCGGCAGCUGCGCGUUGCGCUACUGCUGCUCCAGCGCCGAGGCGCGCCUGGACCAGGGCGGCUGCGACAACGACCGCCAGCAGGGCGCUGGCGAGCCUGGCCGGGCGGACAAAGACGGCCCCGACGGCUCGGCAGUGCCCAUCUACGUGCCAUUCCUCAUUGUUGGCUCUGUGUUUGUCGCCUUUAUCAUCUUGGGGUCCCUGGUGGCAGCCUGUUGCUGCAGAUGUCUCCGGCCUAAGCAGGAUCCCCAGCAGAGCCGAGCCCCAGGGGGUAACCGCUUGAUGGAGACCAUCCCCAUGAUCCCCAGUGCCAGCACCUCCCGGGGGUCGUCCUCACGCCAGUCCAGCACAGCUGCCAGUUCCAGCUCCAGCGCCAACUCAGGGGCCCGGGCGCCCCCAACAAGGUCACAGACCAACUGUUGCUUGCCGGAAGGGACCAUGAACAACGUGUAUGUCAACAUGCCCACGAAUUUCUCUGUGCUGAACUGUCAGCAGGCCACCCAGAUUGUGCCACAUCAAGGGCAGUAUCUGCAUCCCCCAUACGUGGGGUACACGGUGCAGCAUGACUCUGUGCCCAUGACAGCUGUGCCACCUUUCAUGGAUGGCCUGCAGCCUGGCUACAGGCAGAUUCAGUCCCCCUUCCCUCACACCAACAGUGAACAAAAGAUGUACCCAGCGGUGACUGUAUAACUGAGAGUCACUGGUGGGUUCCUUUACUGAAGGGAGACGAAGGCAGGGGUGGAUUCUCGAGGUGGAAGUCCGCACAUGUCGGUGGUAUUUAUGGCACGAUUCCUUUGGAUGGCUUCAUUUGCCCCCAGACUGUAUGAAAACAUCUCCGAAUUAGCAUUUCUGGAUAUGUUUCAUCCAGGGUAUCAUUGAUUUAUGAUGGAAAACCGGCCUCAGCUGGAGAUGACUGUGAUGUUGCUGAUGGGUGUAUAACAAAUGCUUGAGUCCAAAGUGCCCUUGAGAUAUGGUUGGCGAAAGAAUUUUAUAAACUGAUAAAUUAAGGAUUUUUAUUAUGUUGUUAUUAUUAUUUCUUUUUUGUUGUUGACUGCACAAGAUCAAAAUGCCUGUUAUCUCCCUUUUACCUGGGACUUUUUUUUUUUUUUUUUUUUUUUAAUCAGACAGGGUCUUGCUCUGUUGCCCAGGCUGGAGUGCAGUGGUGCGAUCUCGGCUCACUGCAACUUCAGCCUCCCGGAUUCAGGCAACACUCCUGCCUCAGCCUCCCAAGUGGCUGGGAUUACAGGUGCCUGCCCCCAUGGCUAAUUUUUUGUAUUUUUUGUAGAGAUGGAGUUUCACCAUGUUGGCUAGGCUGGUCUCACUCUCCUGACCUCAAGCAAUCUGCCUGCCUCAGCCUCCCAAAGUGCUGGGAUCACAGGCGUGAGCCACCGCGCCCAGCCUGAGCCUUUUUUUUUUUUCUAAUGCAUCCAAGGUUAAGGGGAAGACGCAAAUAACAGGACUAUUCUAAAAGGAAACCUGUUUGAACUGUGUGAGAUCAGUCAUCAGUCUCAGUAUUCCACAGGCACACCUUAAUUUCACUGUAAAAAGAUAUAUAUAUUUUGUCUAUUUUUGUGCUUUUGGGGGCCUAUUUUGUGCUUUUUUACCUUACGUAGAGAUCUUAUUACAAAGUGAUUUUCUACAUUAAAAAGAGACUGAAAUAAAUUGUAUAUAGUUACUUAACUAAUGAAGACAUUUCAGAACUCUGGGAUGAUUUUAAUCUUGAAGUAGUAGGUGGUAUAGUCAUAAAACCAUUCAUCCCCUUCUUGAUUGUAUCUUAAUUUUCUGGCUUUAAGGUGACAUCUGAAAGGUAAUGCAUUCUUUUUUAUAUUGAAAUCAUAAACUAUCACCCGCUGCUUCUCUGAGUUACUUUUAAUUUUGCCUUGUGGUUAUGGUUUGGCGUUUCCUUCUGUUUGGUUUUCAGAGCCCCAUGUCUAUAUAGUCCUGAGUGCAAGUAAUUACUAUACUUGUAAAUGAAGAUCAGUAUUUCUGCCUAGAUCUGAUAAAACAUUUUCUUGUCUUAGUUAUAAAAAUUCAAAGAAAUGUGUUACAAAGAUACUUAGUAUAGCUCCUCAGCCAUAACCUGAGACUUGGGAUGAGAUUUAAACCAGAUAUGAUUUACUUUGCAGAUCAUAAGGCUUUUUAUACUCUUGUUAUCAAAAUGGCUUAUUUUUCAGGCACUAGGGACUGUUAAGAGAAAAGCUUUUCAACGAAGGAUUGCCUUUCUUCUCCCACACUGUUCUUGAUUUCCUCUCUCUUUCAGGCCUCAACAGGCACUGUAUUCAUUGCCAAUGUUCCAAAUUAUCAAAUUCAAGUGAAUUUAUUUGUGUGUUCUUUACUUAUGUAAAAAAAGAUAACUUUAAGGAUGUGCAAGUACAUUUCCAACUGCUAGCACAACCAGUAUUUUGUAAUUAAACAAAUUGUUGUAUGGUAUGGUCUUCUACACAUUUAUAUCUAUAGAUAUCUAUCGAUCAUCUUUCUAUUCUGUUUCAUGACUGAAUAAUGUAAAACCAUUUUUGGCAAUUGGUAUCAUCAAAGAUAUUCAUUUUUUAAUAACCAAAGGCAGGGGAAAAUCAUUUUACUUAUUAAUAAAUAUUUUAUGAUGUGAA